Theobroma cacao (cacao) is the source of this 1264-nucleotide messenger RNA. RefSeq names its product WRKY DNA-binding protein 55 (gene WRKY55). Gene Ontology annotation, molecular function: DNA-binding transcription factor activity; sequence-specific DNA binding. The record is from RefSeq and is a predicted model, not a curated record. NCBI's taxonomy places the organism in Eukaryota, Viridiplantae, Streptophyta, Magnoliopsida, Malvales, Malvaceae. Gene Ontology annotation, biological process: regulation of DNA-templated transcription.
CAGCAUUUAAAACCCUUUUAGCUUUGCUUCGAUCAUGGUCAAAUCCGAAACAGACAAAGCAAAGAGAAAACGCCCUGAUCAAACCAUGGAAGAGACCUUCUCUUUGAUGCUUCAUGGUUGUAAGUUAGCUAAAGACCUUGAAUCAAACCUGGGAAAUCUGGCACACCAACCGGAGAUCCUUUCCAAGUCCUGUGAUGAUAUCGUGAAGGUUUUUGCUGCUGCGAAAGAACGGUUGAAUGCUGAUCAAGACCCCGCUUUGUUUACGCAGUUACUCCGCCAAUCCCCGAGUUCAUCACAGCAGCCGCAGCAGAGCACCGAUCCCAGCUUGCAGGAAUGGCUAAAGUAUGGUGUUAUUACACAGGCAAUGGACAUGAUUCAGCAGCAGAUUUUGGCCGGAAAAGCUCCGUUGGAAACCAACGAAAUGGGUGGAAAGAACUUGUUGGAGGGUUCUGCUUCUGCUCGAUUGAAGGGCAGCGUAGGAGCAGAGAUCCAGGCAAUGGAAUUAUCAGAUUCUGGUAGAGGCUCUUCAUCCUCAUCGCAGCGACCCCGAAGAAGCAGGAAGGAUGAUGAAGAGAAAUGCACCAUGACAGUCCCAGCUCCACAGAUGGGAAACACUGAUCUCCCACCGGAGGAUAACUUCACCUGGAGAAAAUACGGGCAGAAAGAAAUUCUGGGUUCAAGAUACCCGAGGGCAUACUACCGGUGCACACACCAGAAGCUGUACAACUGCCCCGCAAAGAAGCAAGUGCAGCGCCUGGACAACGACUUCUACACAUUUGAAGUAACAUACAUCGGUCAACAUACGUGCCACAUGUCCUCCACGGCACCGUCAAUCCCGCCACCACCCCCUCUAGAGACAGGAACACAGGACCAGAUAAUGACCCAAGCCAUGGUUAGUCAGCCUACACCAGCUUCUUCUUCCUCAGUUCCUCUAGGAAGAUGGCUCUCAAUGGAAUUCACUAGCCUUGCUUCUGCUUCAUGUGGAAGUGGUAGUGGCGGUGCAGGUGGCUCCACCGCAACAGCCCGAUACGGUCGGGAGGUUGACUAUCCGGUGGUGGCGGAUAUGGCUGAUGUAAUGUUUAAUUCAGGUAGCAGCAGCAGCAAUAGCAUGGAAUUUAUUUUUCCUUCUGUGGAAGAUAAGUGGGAGGCAGGGGACAAGAAAAAUUGAUGACAAAAAAGGACAAAGAGGAAAAUUUUGCUGCAUUUUCUAGAAGAGGAAGAAAAUGUUUUUUCACUUAUACUAUUCAUUGAUUGGCGACUAAUC